Molecule: messenger RNA, 1562 nt
Organism: Paramuricea clavata
Lineage: Eukaryota; Metazoa; Cnidaria; Anthozoa; Malacalcyonacea; Plexauridae
Source: the annotation of a GenBank genome assembly
GGGAAAUUCGAGGCCUGCUCUUAAUAUGUCUAAAACAUGGGAAAUGGUUGUUCGUGGCAGAACAACAGAAGCCAUUACGCUCCAAUUGGAUGGUAUUGAGCGCAAAAACUGGUUGAAACUUCUCGGAAUGGCUUUUCAGGACGACCCUUGCUGUUGGGAUUUACAAGUCGACAUCCUGCUAUCGAAGGUUGCUAGCCGUAUGUAUAUCCAAGAAAAUCAGUCAGACGUUUUGUACGCCUCCAUUUCCUUUCUGCUUUCCAUCUCAUAUACGCUUUGCACAUUUAAUCUCGUCAUUGUACCAUGGGACAACAGGCCUGGUGACAAUAGUCUUGGAUAUCAGUGGCUUGAUGAUUUAGAGCAGAUAGAUAUUACUAUAGCAUGAAACCAGGUCUGUAAGAUUGCAUGGUGGGUUUUUACAGUGAUCGGAAGAGGAUGUUUCUUCUUUUAAAGCCUUAAUAUUGACAGAUUUAAGUUCACGAAAAGAAGCAUGUUUCUGUGCUAGUAGAACUGCGUUAGAUUCAAGGUUACAAAGAACAGCGUUGUGGUCAGAAAACAAAUGGUCAACCCUGGGAAUGCUGGUGAUGAUAUUAUCAGUCUGCUUGCUGCAUGGUGAUGUGAUAUUACAUCAAGGGUAUGGCCGGAGCAGUGAGUGGCGCCUCUGACAUGCUGUUUUAGAGCAGUACUUUCAAGGAAAUCAAGGAAUUUAAUGGAGUCUAAGUUAUCCGUACAUCGACGUGGCUGUUAAAAUCACCUGUUAUUAGGAGGAGACAAAGUAAUUGAUUCCUCGAGUUUGGUAAACUCAGAGAAAAAUACACUUGUAGACACUGGAUGAGCAUCUGAGUACAGAGGUCGAUACACAAUGACCACAAUGUUGGUAAUUUUGUUCACUUUGCCCUUUAAGCAGCAAUCAAGAAUCUUCAUUUUACUGUUUCACUCUGAUCGGGCUUUUUUGGGUUGUUUUUGUUUUUUUGUUGUUUUUUUUUUUUUUGGGGGGGGGGGGCUUAACCCCCUCCCACUUUUACUUAUAGGGGCUAUAGUCCCCUUAGCCCAGCUCCCUGUUCCGCCGCCCCUGGUAUGUUUAAUUAAUGUAUGGGAGUAUUGCGUGGAGCCUCAGAGAUCCUCAGAACGUGGAGCACAGUGACUGGACUAUGGUUGAUGAGGGGGAAUUUUUUCUGCCUACUUAGCAUGCUGAUCGAUGCGGAAGAAUGUGGAAGUCAUUGCGGAAUGCAACAAAGCAUUGCAAAGGAGACGAAGUAAAAGUGGACGCUGUAUCGCUGUUGAGCAAGAGUGUUUAUUACGGUACGAUAGCAGAAUUUUUGUUAAAUUAGGACAAAAUUGAAGUCAUUAUAUAUUAUAUAAUUAAUAAAUUGAGAGAAAUUAUUAGUAUUUCAACAGCCCUAUUUUUAAUAUUUUGUAUGAACACGGUUGAUGUCUGUUGAAGCAAAACCAUAUAACAGCUUGCUGCUUUAUUCUCGGUUCAUCUCGUAUGGUUUUCUACAGCAUAGGAUAUAACUUUAGAUUGGUUUGACUAAGAAUGACAAAUUGUAGCAAAUAAGGAUAUU